Messenger RNA from Coregonus sp. 'balchen', 1077 nucleotides. The record is from the annotation of a GenBank genome assembly. Lineage: Eukaryota; Metazoa; Chordata; Actinopteri; Salmoniformes; Salmonidae.
AUGAUCCACAGACGUCCAACAAUCGACAUCCAUCAUCUCAACAGCAGGCUACGGCACCGGAGAUCCACCAAACAUAGCCAAGGGGAGGGCCGGGACACGAGCUCGAGUGAGUCUCUGUUGAAAAUCACACCUGUCCAGGUGGCUUACACUGCCAGUCCGAGGGACAGGAGAAGGAGCAAUGGGGAGAGGAGGGUAAAGACAUUCUACUGUUGGGGCCCAAUGAAUGACAGAGCAGGGCUUGGGUCAGGAACCAGCACUGAUGGCUCGAAGCGAAACGGUAGCAGCACACCGGUGGACAUCCACUCUGACGCCAGCGAUCUAUCCGACCAAGAGAAAGGGGGCGCCCAGGCCCACGAGUGGGUCACGCCCGCAGUGGCGCUCCGGUUGAGGCCUGAACCUUUCGACCUGGACCAUGACUUGCACUUCCCGGCGUCGUCGGAGGCCCAGUCUCCAUUUGCGGAGGUGCUCCCCGCACCUCUGGAAGUGCUGGAUCUGACCCGGAGUCUGCCCAGCACGGCCGAGUGGGAAAGUCGCCAGAGCCUGCACAUGCGAGAGCCUUCAUUGGCUGCCAUCGUAAGCAGACUAUCUGAGAUGGAGGAUCUGCAGGCGGCCACAGUACAGCGAGAGCUGACCAAAACGGGCCGGUGUCGGCCGGCCACGGCCGUCAGCUUGACCAGGAGCACUUCUCGCUUGAGGAAAGCAGAUUUUCCGGGAUCCAAACCGGUAUUUGUGCCAACUGGAGUGUACGGUUCAGUUGUGUCCAGUUUUACGGAACUGAGCCUGUCUCGCGACUCGCGCCCUAGGCAGACUUGUGCUCCUUACAAACAGAACCACAUCAGGGUGGGCUCAAGGCCACAUACGGUCUUUAAAAGGCCCCGUUCCAGCUCAGCCAAACUAAGCAGGACAGAGACCCUUGUCCAGGUCCAGUCUUGGGGUGAGGGAUCGACACCAAAACCUACAGGUUGCACCAAAAUCAGAAAAGCCAAAGCUAACAAGAAAGGCACAUUGAGCUCCCACAGAGUGUCACCACCGAACUCUGCAAAGAAAACUAAAGCCAGGGACUUGAGAAAGGCUUAA